Messenger RNA from Toxorhynchites rutilus septentrionalis, 1440 nucleotides. RefSeq lists its product as uncharacterized. The coding region runs from base 193 to 765 and encodes 190 amino acids. The transcript has 2 exons. Lineage: Eukaryota; Metazoa; Arthropoda; Insecta; Diptera; Culicidae. The record is from RefSeq and is a predicted model, not a curated record.
AAGUUUUUGGAAGCAAUGCGUUCAGCUGCUAUUUUCAUAAACUUGAAAAAUCUAGAGUAAUACGUUUGGAGGUACCGUUAAAGAUCAUCAGGGAGCGAAUUCAACGAAAAUCACAACGCUCUGUACGAAAAUGGCCGCUGAACUCAAUGCUUCGAAAUCAACAAUGCACAAUGUACUCAAACACGUCUUAGGAUGUCAAGCUUUUCAAGAACCGCAAAGUUCAAGGAGCUUCGGAAGCUUCCGAGAAGAAACAGUUUGAAAGGUUUAUCACGGCACGUUGGACAAGACUUUGUCCUUCCGGAUGAAAAGAUAUUUUCUUGCAACCGUCUCACAAUAUCCAAAACGACAGAUUGUUGGCAUACCUGUCCGAGAAAUAUCCCAGAUAGUGACAGAAACAUUCCACAGUUUCCAAACGCCGCAUGGUCUGGAAAGGCCCCAUUGUUCGGCGCUCUCUCACAACCACUAUUGGAGUCAUCACUCGAACAAACCAUAGAUAAUCAACAGCAACGUGCCUCAAUACCUUACGAAUCAACUGAAGACAAACCUCCAAAAUGCCAUGAUGAUUCCACAGAGUACAGCCAGGAGGAAAGCGAUGAAAAAAUAUUCGACCUACUGCUAAAAAUAUUACGAGUUUUAGAUGAGCAAGCAUAUCGGGAUGCUGAAAGGGCUCGCAGAUUACAGAUGCAUCGUGCUACAAAUGUAAUAAACAACAGUUACCAACACAGCAACAGUAACGAAGAGUCGGAUAGUGAUUAUGUCAAUUAAUGUUUUUCUUAAAAAAAGCUCCUUGUUUCGUACGAUUAGAACAAAAAGGAUUAUGUCUGACAUUCAAACUUAAAUUAAAGUUUUGAAAAAAGGAAUGUGUUAGUAGCUAACUUGUUUAACUGAUCAUACUUUAUUCCAAAUUAAGUUAGGAAUCCGGAUUGCAUGAUUUCGAUCGAACAUCACAGCAUAAGAACAAUAGAUGGUGUACUUAAUAAAUCAACGUACAUCUUGCAGUUCAGCCAGGCCAAUUAGAUUGUAUAAUGAAAAUCCAUUAAAAUAAUCACAACUCUAAAACGACUAAUUUAGGCAAAAUGGGGUCGUGAUAUAGAUUGUCAAUUUACGAGCAAUAACCGAUGCAAACUUGAACUGAGAGAGGUCGUGCAGAAUUACAAAAAAAAACAUUAUUUGAGUCUUCAUCAACGUCACAAUUUAUUGGAUUGCUUAUCUCGCGAAUUUCAACGGAAAACGCGUCAACUUCCUCGACAAACGCAUAUUUUACACACAACCAGACGGCCUCAAUAACUCAUUCGUUUUAUCAACUAGCUGUCCAAUCAUGUUAGUUAGAAUUUAAAAAAGGUUUCACAUUAGGACUUCAUAUACUUACAGAUAAGACGGAAUAACGCUUUUACUAUAGAAUGUGUUCUAUAGUAUGCAUAUGUCAAUAUUAAUUUCGUA